GCCGAACAAUUUUUAUGUCGAUGCCAAUUUUUGUCAUGAAUCAAAAUAACUUGGACAAUUUUUGUCCGUCUAGUGKGAAGGACCAGAUCUCACUGGGCUAAAUUUAUGUGUGCUUUGCAAAAMAUAUMUGUUAACAUCAGCCAUUUCCUAGUGCGAACGUAACUUCUUCAUCUUAUCAAAAUUUGUCUCGSUUUACCAAACUUCAAAGACGYCAUCGGCCUGCUUCGAAGSAGAAAAUAUUUUUUUUCAAACGUCAUAAAUGUCGAUCAGAUAUCUUGAUGCUUAACACAAUCAAGAUACUAAAAGGGAUAAUGUAACUUUUUUCAAAGAAUAUGUAGAAGAAUAUGUAGAAAAUAUUCGGUUAAAAAAUAUGUUUAUUCACAUUGCGCUUAGUUCUUGGAAUCAUGCCAUGAUUUCAAUUAUUAAAAUGUGUUCGAGAAUUGGCAGAUGUAAACAACAUUAUUCAAGAUUAUUCAUAUUUUGACGUUGGCAGAGUGAUAUUGUUAUUGAAACUUUUUUUAGACAUUAAAAAAAAUUUCCAAGAAAUCCAACAAUUUUUAAGCGUGAUGGCUAGAGAAGUUAGUAGAUUGUGGAUUUUUAUGGUAUUUCUUUGGAGAACAGCAAUGUGUCAAAUUACUGGACCUACCAAGCUUAACUACUUCGUUGGCGACAUUGUUCAGUUCAGAUGGAAUACCGUCAGGAAUUCAACUAUUCUGUGUGCAACAUGGGGAAUACAAAAAGGCAACAUUGCUGAUCCUCAGUUUAUAAAUGUAGACAUAACAAGCAGCAAUGUGAACUUCAACUCAGGUCUGGAACCAGAUCUCAUUAAACGGCUGUCAUUUGACGGGGACCUCAAGAGAGGUCGUGCAUGGUUUACCCUAAAGAACGUAACUGUCAAAGAUGCAAACGUGUACCUUGCAAGCAUCAGUGACGAUGUAACCAGAGUCYUGYCUCACACAGUUGUACUGACCGUAAAAGAAAAAGAACAGAAAGAUGGAAACAUUGGUGAGCUAUAGUACUUUCUUUCAAUUCAUAGCUUUGUCUUUUUCUUGUAAGUAUCU
Molecule: messenger RNA, 1061 nt
Organism: Actinia tenebrosa (Australian red waratah sea anemone)
Lineage: Eukaryota; Metazoa; Cnidaria; Anthozoa; Actiniaria; Actiniidae
Source: RefSeq, a predicted model, not a curated record